This is a messenger RNA of Rhipicephalus microplus (southern cattle tick), 679 nucleotides long. Its product is annotated as large ribosomal subunit protein eL15-like. Gene Ontology annotation, biological process: cytoplasmic translation. NCBI's taxonomy places the organism in Eukaryota, Metazoa, Arthropoda, Arachnida, Ixodida, Ixodidae. The record is from RefSeq and is a predicted model, not a curated record. Gene Ontology annotation, molecular function: structural constituent of ribosome; RNA binding. Gene Ontology annotation, cellular component: cytosolic large ribosomal subunit; ribosome.
UCUUUCAUUUUCUUUCGGUUCUUUUUCGUGCUUAGCGCCGGGGAGGCGGGCCUGACGAGCAGCCAUGGGGGCGUACAAGUACAUGCAAGAGCUGUGGCGCAAGAAGCAGUCGGACGUGAUGCGAUUCUUGCUGCGACUGCGCUGCUGGCACUACCGCCAGCUCAACACCUGUCACCGGGCACCCCGUCCCACCAGGCCCGACAAGGCACGUCGCCUGGGAUACCGGGCCAAGCAGGGUUACGUGAUCUACCGCAUCCGGGUGCGUCGUGGUGGCCGCAAGAAGCAGGUGCCCAAGGGCUGCACCUAUGGCAAGCCCAAGAACCACGGUGUCAACAGCCUGAAGCCCGUGCGCAACCACCAGUCUAUCGCCGAGGAGCGAGUCGGCCGUCGGUGCAAGGCACUGCGCGUGCUCAACUCGUACUGGGUGGCUCAGGACUCCACCUUCAAGUACUACGAGGUGAUCCUGGUGGAUCCCUUCCACAAGGCCAUCAGGCGCGACCCCAAGGCCAACUGGAUCUGCCAGGCCGUGCACAAGCACCGCGAGCUGCGUGGCCUCACCUCUGCCGGUCGCAAGUCGCGUGGCUUGGGCAAGGGUCACCGUUACACCAAGACCGUGGGUGGCUCGAGGCGUGCCUGCUGGAAGCGCGAAACACAGCUGCAGCUGCAUCGCAAGCGUUGA